CAUUUUCUUAUAUCACUUGACUUUUUCCACAUUUUUUCUGCCAACUUCACAGCCUCUCUCUCUCUCUCAUAUCUCUCUGUUUAUUUUUUUGGGUUUUCCUUUUGUCGUCUUCUUCUCACCUGUUGUUCUUCCAUUUUUUAAUCAAGUCCCCCCCCGCCUCUCAUAACCUCUCCCUCUAACAAGCCAAAGACCCCAAGCAGAUUCUAUUUGUUCUAACAUGGAGAAAAGCCAUGAACUUGAACUGACCCAGAUGAGGAAAUCAGUAGAGAAACUUGGGUUUUCAACAGAGAAAUACGGGGAUCCGACACUCAUGAGAUUCUUGAUUGCAAGAUCAAUGGACACAGAUAAAGCUUCAAAGAUGUUUGUCCAGUGGCUGAAAUGGAGGUCUUCUUUAGUUCCUAAUGGGUUCGUUGUAGAAUCUGAAGUGCCUGACCAAUUAGAAGCCAGAAAGAUUUUUUUGCAAGGUUUGUCAAAGACAGGGUAUCCAGUGAUGAUUGUCCAAGCUUGCAAGCAUUAUCCUCCCAAGGACCAUCUCCAGUUCAAGAAGUUCGUGGUUUAUCUGCUAGACAAAACCAUAGCAAGUGCCGUCAAAGGAGGAGAAAUAGGAAAUGAAAAGUUGAUUGGCGUUCUUGAUUUUCAGAAUAUUACAUACAGAAAUGUUGAUGCACGUGGAUUAAUAACUGGAUUUCAGUUCUUACAGGCAUAUUUCCCAGAGCGCUUGGCAAAGUGCUACAUUGUGCAUAUGCCGAGGUUUUUUGUUAGUGUUUGGAGGAUGGUUUCUCGGUUCAUUGAGAAAUCUACACUUGAAAAGAUUGUAAUUGUGACCAAUGACGAUGAGAAGAAAAUAUUUAUAGAGGAGAUAGGUGAAGAAGCUUUGCCAGUGGAGUACGGCGGCAAAGCAAUCCUGAGAGCUAUCCAAGAUGUACAGGUUCCCACAUUGGAAGGUUGAUCCCGAUUCCACCCCAAAAUUUACAGGCCAUCAAGUGUUUGCUUUAACUCAACUCAUUCAAGUAUUUCAACAUGAUAGACAUUUGAUAACACUGUGGCGGCCCCUGAAGGUGUUAAACCUUCAAACGAUCAAUGUUGCUGCCAAUAAUCCAUCCCUGAGCCGAAUAUAUUAUAUGUAUCGAUGAUGAUAGUUGCCAACACGAUGUUGGCUUUCAACAAUGUAUCUCCACCAUCAUCAUCAUCUUUAAUUGCUAUAAUUUGAAAACAUAACCUUCGAAGGAUUAUCACGUCACUAGAUUAAAUUAUCUACUUUAUCCCCUAUUAUUAUGUA
Messenger RNA from Gossypium raimondii (Peruvian cotton), 1279 nucleotides. Its product is annotated as CRAL-TRIO domain-containing protein YKL091C. The record is from RefSeq and is a predicted model, not a curated record. The coding region runs from base 218 to 949 and encodes 243 amino acids. NCBI's taxonomy places the organism in Eukaryota, Viridiplantae, Streptophyta, Magnoliopsida, Malvales, Malvaceae. The transcript has 6 exons.